This is a messenger RNA of Spirodela intermedia, 1866 nucleotides long. Lineage: Eukaryota; Viridiplantae; Streptophyta; Magnoliopsida; Alismatales; Araceae. The record is from the annotation of a GenBank genome assembly.
AUGGCGACGGCGGCGGCAUCGCCCGCCCCCCUGCAGCCUCAGCAGUUGCUGGGGGAGGAUGGGCGGGGCUACGACCUGGCGCGGCGUCUCGACGCGUGCGGCGCGUGGCGGGCCUGGCUUGGCGACACCGCAUACGGCGGCUUCGUCCACUCUCUUGCUUCUCCCGCCGCCUGGGAGACUUUCAUGCGAUCCGACGACGCCGCUGGGAAGACCCGCGCCCAGAUCCUCCUCCAGCUCCGGGCUCGGGCCCUCCUAUUUGACAAGGCUUCCGUCUCUCUCUUUGUCAGCCCUUCCGCCAGUGGCGUCUCCCCCAACUCCGCCUCCGCCCACCGCCCCUCCGCCCCCGCUGCCACCUCCCUUUCCAACAUCAACCCUACCUGUGAGUGCAUUCGCAAUUUCAACCAAUUCCGCCUUUUAUUGGGUUUCCGAGCGAGUUAAUACUCUGUUUUUCCCCUCCUUGGAAAUAGCGUCUCUAGUUGCUUGCGGAGUUCUACUAUUUCAUGUACUCCGACAAUAGGGGGGGCGUACCUCGUGUGUCCGAGAAUGUGAUUUGCAGCCUGUUUUCCCCUUCUUUUCCAUACCAGCAUCUCCGUUUUGCUGUUGAGCGGCCUUUUCUUCAGACUUGCAGCUACACGCGGAUGAUAUCUACUUUUCAUUGGAAGAUGGUGCCCAGGACGUCAUGCAGCGCCGGGACGGCGCUGUCGUCCCUCCGUCUCGUCCACCUCAAGCAAUGGUGAGGUCCAGACAGGUGAUACCCACUGCAUUCCCCUUUCUUACCUCUGGCACGGUGAAAAGUACGAGCAGUACUCGGAUCAAGACCUGAGUCCGGUCUUGUUUUUUUAGCGCGUGUUUGAUCUUCGGCCUGUGAUCACUUGGGUGACGUUUGUUUGCUAAAUUCUCCUAAUACACCUUCAAUAAUCCUCGUAGAAAACAGAUAAUGUCCGCUGACCGCCCUGAGGUUUUUUUCUGCCCCGCUGACUGAAUGUUCUGAUUAUGAUGCAGGCUCAGCCCAGAGCAGCACUUAGUUCCUAUUGCGGCCGAAAGCCCAGCUCUGAAUCAAGGUACAGCGACGCUGAAAACGAGCAUAUGUCGCAGAGAGCCAAACUGGAUGAGCUGCCAGAGACAUGGUACAAUCAAUGCACAGAUAAAUUAAAGAAGGGAAAGCCUUGGAGAUCCCCGCUUGGGGACAGGGAACCCAACAAGCGGACUCCUGACGGCAUGUCAACUUAUAUCAAGCAUGUUGAGACACAUAAAAGAAAGCGGCGAGUACUUUUAGAAGAAACCCAUGCGGGGAUCGUUGUCCCCUCGCGGGAAAAUGGAUCUCGCAUGCAGAAUGUUUCCCAGGACGUGAGCAGUACUGUGGAUGAUGACACUUUUCUGCUUCCAGAGGUGAUGUUUCCAUCCAACUGCGUACCUGAUAGUGCCCUUCCACCUCCAAGUACCCAGGAGAAGAAUCGGAAGGUGGAUGUCUAUGGUGUUCUCGACAGUCUACCUCAUUUGAUAUGCCAAAGCCCCGCAGUGAUGGAACGAUUUGGCAUCAGACCCGAGAACAUGAAAGUGGAGUUGGCUAGGAGCAAAUAUAGGGGAAAGUAUGGACCAGAGGGAAGCAGGAAACUUAGUCCUGAGCAAGCAUCUCAGAUGACCCAAAAGGUCAUUGCCCGUGUUCUGGGCAACGCGGGUCUUGAGGGUGGGACUGAGGUCUCCAUGGAAGUCCUUUCGAAAUUCAUGGCCGCUCAUGUAUGUAAAUUAGGUCGCAUCUUGAAGCUUCUCUCAGAUAGCUACCGACGGCAGUAUUCGUCCACAGAACUCCUUAAGAUGUUUGCACGAACGGCAGGGAUCAGGCAUGUUUGUUAUUUUUUCCAUUGA